UGACACGUCAGCUGAAGCACACGGACACAUGUCGACGUUACACACGUAGCUACACUUCCUCGCCCUCUGAAAAAACGAUCUACCGAUGUAACCAGGUGAAGGCCAAAUAGUCAACACAAGGUCGCAUGACAACACAAGGUUUCCAGAGGGCACAGCUGGUUUGAUGCCCGCGGCUCCACAAUGGAGCUCUCUGACUCAGUCACACAUAAGAACGGGCGACAGAGGAAGCCCGCUGUCCCCCAGGGGGACAUGAGUGACGGGAAUAGGGUUCGCAACACCACCCCUGACCUGGAGGAGGAGGGGGAAGCGUUGCUUCGAGGAUCCGACACGGAGAACAACGGACAACCCAGUGUGCAGCCUGGGAUCAGAGGGGAGCUGGGGAACGUAUCUCUGCUGCUCUUCCUUUAUGUCCUCCAGGGUAUCCCUCUGGGCCUGGCCGGGAGCAUCCCUCUCAUCCUGCAGAGUAAGAACGUCAGCUACAAGGACCAGGCCUUCUUCAGCUUUGUCUUCUGGCCCUUCAGUCUCAAGCUGCUGUGGGCCCCUCUGGUUGACGCGCUCUACCUGACCUGGUUUGGACGCCGGAAGUCGUGGCUGGUGCCCACCCAGUACCUGCUGGGUCUCUUCAUGCUGUACCUGUCGGUUACCGUGGAUACGCUGCUGAAAAGUGAUGAGGGGCAGGGCCCUGAUGUGAUAACCCUGACGGCGGUGUUCUUCAUGCUGGCCUUUCUGGCAGCCACCCAGGACAUAGCAGUGGAUGGCUGGGCUCUGACCAUGCUGUCUAGGGAGAACGUGGGCUACGCCUCCACCUGUAACUCUGUGGGACAGACUGCUGGCUACUUCCUAGGCAACGUGCUCUUCCUGGCUCUGGAGUCAGCUGACUUCUGCAACAAAUACCUGAGAGCAGAGCCUAAAGAGACUGGCAUCGUGACACUGUCAGACUUCCUGUUUUUCUGGGGCGUGGUGUUCCUGGUGUCGACUACGCUGGUGGCCAUUAUGAAGAAGGAGAACGCCAGGGGACAGCACGGGAGGAAGAAGGUCCGGGAGGAGACGCAGAGCGUCAUGGAAACAUACAAACUGCUGCUCUCCAUCAUCAAGAUGCCUGCCGUGUUCACCUUCUGUAGCCUGCUGCUCACUGCUAAGAUGGGUUUCUCUGCAGCAGACGCAGUGACCGGUCUGAAGCUGGUAGAGGCAGGUGUUCCUAAAGAGCAGCUGGCAUUACUGGCAGUCCCCAUGGUUCCACUGCAGGUACUACUACCUCUCAUCAUCAGUAAAUACACCGCGGGACCACGACCACUAGACGUCUUCUACAAGGCCUUUCCCUUCAGGUUGUUGAUAGGUCUGGGGUAUGCUGUGUUGGUGUGGUGGACUCCCAGUUUAAAGCAGGAAGGGGGAUUCCCUCUCUACUACUACACUAUAGUCCUGUUCAGCUACGCACUGCAUCAGGUGGCGCUGUACAGCAUGUAUGUGGCCUGUAUGGCUUUCCAUGCUAAAGUGAGUGACCCAGUGAUUGGUGGGACUUACAUGACCCUGCUGAACACUGUCACCAACCUGGGGGGAAACUGGCCCUCCACCCUGGCAUUGUGGAUGGUCGACCCACUCACCUCUAAGGAGUGCCAGGGAGCUGCUGGGCAGAAAUGUGGCUCCCCAGAGGAGACAGGGCUGUGUGUUAAGGAGGGCGGUGUGUGUGUGACGUCAUUGGAUGGUUACUAUGUGGAGUCGGUGGUGUGUGCGUUGAUAGGACUAACGUGGUGGGUGUGGCUAGGGAACAGGAUGAGAAGGCUACAGGACCAGAGCCCUGCAGCGUGGAGGUGCAGGAUCGGCCAAUGACAACAUUCACCCAGUUCCUGACCCCAGCAAGUCCAAUCGCCAGACAGCUACAGUCUGAUAUAAAAGCUUCUGUCAGCUCAGCCUUUGACCCUGGCCUGAACAUCACUUCCUCUCUCUCUCAUUUCUGUUUUUCUGUCUUCCUCCGACUCUUUAUUUCUCUCCUUUCUCUGUCCAUCUCUCUCCUUCUCUGAUGACUCUUCUCAGUGUCCCUCUUUUUUCCCUCUCCCCCUUCUUCCCACCGUUUGCUCAGUGUAUAUAUUAUCCUUUGCUCAGUGUAUAUAUUAUCCUUUGCUCAGUGUAUAUAUUAUCCUUUGCUCAGUGUAUAUAUUAUCCUUCAGCAGUCUGUCUCUGCGUUAACUGUAAUUGUGGUCCGGCCACCACAAGACUAUGGACCAUAACGGUCAAUAACCACAUACUCUCUUGGAGAGUCAAGAGUUACAUUUCUCCUUGCAACGUCACAUCCUCACCAUGGCUUCUGUGGGUGCCGCUUCAACUAUGUCCCAUUGGAAACAAAAGAAGGAACUAUUCUUCUUGCUAGGAAUAUUUACAGUAGACAUAGCUGCUCCUUCUCAAUCCACAUUGUCUGCUACUUAAACUAUUUCACUUUCUCACUGUUUAUUUGUGCCUUGCUCUGUUCUUCAAAGACUCUGAUUUUAAAGUUGGUCAGAUAUUUAAAAAAAGGCAUUCAUCAACGAACGGUCAUAAAAAGCAAACCACACAUAUAUGGAUGGUUAAAUAUGAACUUUGCGAUGUACAGACAAGACCUAGUUGAUGAAUAGAUCACGUUUCUGUGUGGAACAUGGGAGUCAGAAAUCACAUUUCUAUUCUUGAUGUUAAUCUAUUGUCCCUUCGAAAAGAAAUGCCUAAAUUCUAACUACUGUUUUAAUAUACACUGAGUGUACAAAACGUUAGGAACACCUUCCUAUUGAGUUACUAUGUUAAACGUUCCUAAUGUUGAGUUGCACCACCCUCCUUUUGCCAUGUUGACUCCAAUGCUUCCCACAGUGGUCAAGUUGGCUGGAUGUCCUUUGGGUGUUGGACCAUUCUUGAUGGGAAACUGUUGAGCGUGAAACUCAACAGUUUUCUUUACACACAAACCGGUGUGCCUGGCACCUGCUACCAUACCCUGUUCAAAGGCACUUACAUCUUUUUUCUCUUGACAAUUCACCCUCUGAAUGGCACAAACACAAUUCAUGUCUCAAUUGUCUCCAGGCUUGAAAAUCCUUCUUUAACCCGUCUCCUUGCCUUCCUUCAUCUACACUGAUUGAAGUGGAUUUAACAGGUGACAUCAAUAAGGGAUUAAAAGCUUUCACCCGGUCAGUCUGUCAUGGACGGUUCUUAAUGUUUUGUAUACUCAGCAUAUGUCUCUAACUUUUUGAAUACAACAGUAUUUUCUCUAUAACAGCAAUGACAGGUCAAAGGUUGUUUGAAAGGGAGAAGGCAGUAAACAGUCAUGUCCGGAUCUGGGGAUCACCUGUAUCGGUUCUGUUUGGUUUAUGUCAUAGAACAUUUUAAUGUUUUUCUGUUUGUUAAUUCUCAAGAGGUAUUUUCAUUUAUUUUGGGGCUCUAUUCUACAUCAGGCUGAACAAAAUAAUUUGCAUUGAUUCAUGUGUGGAACACUGAUAAAUCAGAUUCUGUCUUUCUCCCUUAAUGUCUGCCCCUAACCACCUGUCAACAUUCAGAUGGGGCUCAGCUCCUAAAGGUGAAAGUCAGGGUUGGGGUAUAGUGAGAUGAUCCUAGAUCAGGUUGUUCUCCUUUUGUGUGUGUGUGUGGGGGGGGGGGGGGGGGGCAAAGAGCAUGUUGAGUUUCCACACCAAUGCAAAGCCUUCAUACUGUAACUGAGACGCUUGUUAGCCUUAAAUAUUUCAUUUUUUAACUUUCUCUUUAUUUUACAUCUUGUGAUGCUGCUGUAUGUACAUCGCCUUUUUAUGUCUGUGUCAAUACUUUUAACAAUUUAAAAUAUUGCCUAAACUCUACCAGCCAUUCAUUUACAUAUGGAUAUGUUUGUAUGUUUGACUUGUUUUGAUUUACCAAAUAUUUAAAUGAAUGAUAUUUUAUUUAUUUUUCACUUUUUUUUUCAUGUCCGUUUGUCUUCAUUUCAGGUGUACAUUCUUUUAAAAAAUGUUUAAAAAAAACUCCACUCUAGUUAUUUUCCAAGAUGAGUGGAGGGUUUUUUAAAAGAAUGUUCAACUACUGAAUUUCCCAAUGGAAUACAAAUGAUUUGUAAUGGGCUGUUGCAAACCAAUCUUUGAUUCCCAACUCACAUUUCUAAAAGCUGACGUUAAAGACCUGCUUGGUAUUGGAGUUGUCCCUAGUGGGAAGAACUCCGUGGGAAUCGAACCCACAACCCUGGUAUUGCAUGUGCCGUGCUCUACCGAGAGUGACUACCCGGGUUGGGAACAAUUCCAUUGAAUUUCCAGUCAGUUCGGGAAGUACACUACAAUUCCAAUUCAAUGCUUUUCAAUUAGAAACAUUUUAGAGAAAAAAAAUCAAUAAUUAUUGACUAGAAUUUCGAUGUGAUUGACCCAAAUUCUGCACUGUACCCUGUGAGACGUGUCCGCUGUGCUGUAAGAUGAUCUGAGUAACUUUUGUACCAACAUUCCCAAGAUGUAAUAUUGAAAAUAUUUACAGUAAUAAAUAUCUUAUGUACAUUGAAUAUG
Molecule: messenger RNA, 4487 nt
Organism: Oncorhynchus kisutch (coho salmon)
Lineage: Eukaryota; Metazoa; Chordata; Actinopteri; Salmoniformes; Salmonidae
Gene: slc33a1
Product: solute carrier family 33 member 1
Exons: 10
Coding region: 181-1827 (548 amino acids)
Biological process (GO): acetyl-CoA transmembrane transport
Cellular component (GO): membrane
Molecular function (GO): acetyl-CoA transmembrane transporter activity
Source: RefSeq, a predicted model, not a curated record